Emiliania huxleyi CCMP1516 is the source of this 2840-nucleotide messenger RNA. RefSeq lists its product as hypothetical. NCBI's taxonomy places the organism in Eukaryota, Haptophyta, Isochrysidales, Noelaerhabdaceae. The transcript is spliced from 4 exons. Bases 730 to 2535 code for a protein of 601 amino acids. The record is from RefSeq and is a predicted model, not a curated record.
AAGCACCUUGGGAGCAAUGCCCCGCCCUUUGUGCUCCAGGCCCGCCCCGAAGUACGUCGAUAAGAAGCGGCAGGAAAACGGGUACAAGACCGAGCCGGCCACCAGCUCGCGCAGGUUCGGCGUGCCACAUGCCAAGCGCGGCUACGAGCCGAAUUUUGCCAAGCGCGCGGUGACCGUCACGACUUCGGCCAAGAAGCAGACCACGGUGGACAAGGCGAUCGAUGGCGUGGACACCUUCCUGCAGAACGCGACGGGUCAGUUUGGCGGCCUCACCUCGAACUCGCCCAUCGCCAUGUUCACCACCCAGGAGUACGUCAACAAGCUGCGCAUCUUUUCGCAGAGCUCGAGCUCGUACAUCCCAGAGUGGGUGCCGGACAAGGACGACGUCGCCGGCUCGCUGAAGCAGCUGGGCUUCCAGCCGGGCUUCUCCGUCAUGUGCAUCAACUCGAUGGUCGGCUCGUGCCUCGUCGCCGAGAAGACCACCGUGCCGGCGUGGAAGGGCAAGCGGGUCGUCCUGUCGAUUGCAGACCUCAUCGGCGUCGUGCUCAAGAACGGCGCGGGCAUGGUGUCGGGCAACGAGUGGAAGAGCAAGAUGGUGGGGCUGCUCGACGAGGACGGCGACGGGGUCGAGUACGAGGAGCUCAAGGCCUUCGUCGAGCAGGACGACGAGCUCAAGGACGACGCCGAGGUGCGAUCGGCCACUACUUCCUGCACUGGAUCACGCACACGAUGGGCGAGGCCAAGGGCAAGGAGUGGCUCGACACGCACGUCCACUCCUUCGUCCCUCUCGCCGGGCCAAUGGCCGGCGCCGAGUCGGGCACCGAGCAGUUCCUGCAGCCCGGCAACUGCUCCGGCCUCGCCCCCGCCGUCGUCUCCUUCACCGACGGCUUCGCGAUGGUCCGCUCGUGGGGCUCCAUGCCGCUCCUCUUUGGCAACGGCUCCAACCUGAAGAGCACCGCCGCCUCGCACUACUUUUUCGCCAGGAUGGAGGGGGCGGUGCACAUCGAGAUGCUCACGGCCGAGUACGCGGGCCUGGGCGACGACGAGAUGACCAAGGUGCACAUCGAGGUCAAGGGCGUCGACACCGGCUCCCCCCUCGCCAAGUUCCUCGGCUCGGGCCUCACGGGCACGUCCGUCAAGGGCAGCUCGCCUGUGUACAACGACAUCUACCAGUUUGCGUGGGAGGAGGAGCCCGACAGCGUCGAGGGGCGCGACAUCACGCUCAAGCUGGUGGACGACAACCUCGUCUGGGACACGCCGCUGGGAGAGGCCACCUUCAAGCUGUCGACCACCUCCGGCGAGGACCCCGCCUCGGUGACCAAAUUCACGCCGGACACGGUCAUCAAGGUGUCGCCGAACGAGUGGGUGUCGCUCAAGAAUGUCACCGUCAACGAAAAGGCGACCGUCACGCUCAGGGUGCGCUUUGUGCCGGCCUCCUGCGAGCUGUCGCCCGAGUUCCAGUGCAAGGGGGAGGUGCCCGGGUGCGGCGGCGAAGCCGACGCCGUCGCCACGUGCGCGGAGAAGAGCGCGGCGCUCGAGGCGGCCGGCCUCACCACUUGGGCGCCCGCGGGCGACAACUACCUCCCAAAGACCACCGAGGAGAUGUUCAUGCUCGAGGACAUCGGGCCCGACUUCAAGAUGUGGCAGCAGUGCUACGCGGAGGACCCGAUCUUCCGCAAGAUUGCCGACAACGCCGCGCCCGCCAUCAAGCUGUGCCAGCCCAUCUACGGCAUCAACAUGAAGACGCAGAUGGGCGCCAUCUUCAAGCGCACCAACAACUGCUGGAACCAGGGCCGCCGCACGAACUUCUUCGUCUACGACAAGGAGGCGACCGUCGCGCACUCGGGCUACACGUGCAAGGACGGCCAGGUCUUCGAGAAGCCGCACGCGUGCCCCCAGUCCACGCAGUACGACGGCCGCGACUUCACGACGCUGAAGUGCUCGGGCGACAUGACCGUGCCGCUCUGGUCGCUCCGCGCGCCCGCGCAGUGGUGCCAGGACGACAUGAACGUCAACAUCAUUGAGAUCGAGGGGGGCACGCACCGCGGCGUGCUCGGCAUGCCGGCGUGCCACUACGCCGUCCUCUCGCACAUCUUCGACACGCCCACGCUGACGCUGCGCGUCAAGUCGGUCAGCGUGUCUGCGGGCGCGCUCGGCGACAACGGCGAGGCAGCCAGCGCUGUCUUUGUGCAGUUCAUCCUCGGCGACAAGAGGAAGAGCACCGCGGCGAUCGCCAUCGCCAAGGCCAACGGCGAGGACGACCCCUUCGGCGCCGAGGCCAAGGCGGGCACCGUGGACUACGACCCCGAGGUCGGGUACGCCUGCGAGAUGGCGCUGAUGCAGGCGAGCGGCGUGGGCGGGCUCGGCAAGGGCACGCCCUUCCCCGGCGCGGAGACGGCCAAGGUGCCCCUCGCGGAGCUGCUGAGCGCGGGCGUCAAGCAAGAGCCGGUCGAGGUCUCCUUUGGCGAGGGGCUGUCGCUCAAGCUCGAGGUGGCGGGCUUCAAGGAGAAGAAGGGGUGGUGCCAGUGCUGGUAAAGUUGCGCGGCAACCCACCACUUCUCUGUGGAUACCCCGUUAUUCCCUCCUUGCUCCCGCGGCGCGGCGGCGACAGCGCGUCCGCCGCUAGGCCUGCAGGUUGAGGGCUGUGUACAGCGCGAGUGGACUGAUAGAUCGUCCAGAGAGCAAGAGUGGAGAGCGAGACGGGUGAUCACGCACCCUGACAGCGCGCCGGGGCCGAGUACACCACUACUAGAUACCUCGAGAUACCAAUCGUGUGGGUCCGUUUGAUUGUGGGUAUGAGCAUGUAAUCCGAGGGGGCUACGAUCCCGGAGUUUUAAGUC